UUAAGCAUGAAUCACUUUUAUGGAAACAUUCCAGAAGAAGCUUUAAAGGGUGAUGUUCUGCAAAUUCUCAUCUUGCAUUAUAAUGAAUUUGAAGGACCAUUACCUCGUACUCUGCUCAACUGUACAGCUCUCCAAGUUCUUGAUGUUGGAAACAAUGGGUUAAAUGACUCAUUCCCAGACUGGUUAGAUGCUCUUCCACAAUUGGCAGUGCUCAUCUUAAGUUCUAAUCAUUUUCAUGGGGUGAUAGGCAAUCCUACCGCCAAGAUUCCAUUCCCUAUGCUGCGAGUUCUUGAUCUUUCCAACAAUCACUUCACUGGACAUUUGCCUGAAAAUUAUUUGCUGCAUUUUACUGGGAUUAUAAAUGAUAUUACUCCUGAUUUAGAUGUAACAUACUCUAGUGACCAUUUUGUUUACGUUCAUGGAAGCUCUGUAAUGCUAGUGGUGAAAGGGUCUGUGUAUACCGUGGAAGAAAUUCUAAACCUGUACACACUCAUAGACUUAUCAAGUAACAUGUUUGAUGGAGAUAUUCCUAUUUCCAUUGGAAUCCUUGGUGUUCUUCGGCAUCUCAAUCUGUCUCAUAAUAGGCUAACUGGCCAUAUACCAUCAUCAUUGGGAAAUCUAACAUUGCUUGAAGCGCUAGACAUGUCUUGCAACCAGCUCACAGGGGAGAUUCCAUGGCAACUGUCAAAGCUUGGAUUUCUGGAAGUACUGAACGUCUCCUAUAAUCAUUUAUUGGGAGCAAUACCCCGCAGCAGGCAACUUGAUACAAUUGCCAAUGACUCCUACCUGGGAAACACAGCACUGUGUGGCUUUCCAUUGACUCUGGAAUGUGAAGCCAGCAGAAAACCACAUGUACCGUCACAAGAAGAAGAAGAAGAAGAGGAUUCAGGUUUUUUUAAUGGAUUUUCUUGGCAAAGCGUGACGAUAGGAUACUGCUGUUCAUUUCCAUUUGGAGUUUGUGUGGGAUAUUUUGGUCUGCGAUAUGGAAAACUCAACUGGUUGCUAAGGAAACUCACAUGGAAGAGAGGAAAGGGUUCCAAAAAUACUGUUCCAAGAAGAGAUGCCAGAAGAAGAACACAUUAAAUUUGCAAAGAUUAAAGCAGCAGCGUGCGCACAAGUAGUAUACCUACACUUCUCAAUUGCUUCUACUUAUAUGAAGUACUACUUCUGUACUAUAUGGCUUUUCCCUC
This is a messenger RNA of Ipomoea nil (Japanese morning glory), 1190 nucleotides long. RefSeq names its product receptor-like protein 12. NCBI's taxonomy places the organism in Eukaryota, Viridiplantae, Streptophyta, Magnoliopsida, Solanales, Convolvulaceae. Gene Ontology annotation, molecular function: protein binding. The coding region runs from base 7 to 1083 and encodes 358 amino acids. The record is from RefSeq and is a predicted model, not a curated record. The transcript is spliced from 2 exons.